AUGCUGCACAACUGCAGCGUUCGCAAAGAGCCACAUCCGAAAGCCAAGCUCAUUACCAAGAAGUCGGCUGGAGCGCGCCUGUACGCCAGCUGCCGCGUGACGCUUGGAGGAUGGCAGAAGCUGGUGGACGAGGAUGGCUGGGCUCAACUGGGGCCCGGAGCGGCGCAGUGCGACGAAAGUGCGACGGCCCCGGAAUUGAAGCGUUGCUUGGAGUCUGCCAAUCCAGGUUUCACUCCAAUGGAGGAUCGCCCGACCUCUGGCGAGAGUAAUGAUGUCAACAUGCUGCGCUUCCACGUCCUGGGCUUGUCGCGCUUCCGGCGCUUGGAGACGACGCGCAUGGUGAGCGGGCAGUUGCUGACGGACGGCUUGCAACCUGUGUUCAGAUACACUAGCAGCAAUGAGGGCUGGCAACUGGUGAAGGGAGAGAUCGGGAUGCUUCGAAUGCCUGAUGGAAUGAUUGCCUUCACUUUCGAUGCUCGUUUCAGUGCUUCUUAUGAGACUCUCAAGGAACUCUACUUCGCGCUCACCUUCCCUUAUUCGCUCGGUCGGAUUUACAGUCACCUGCAAACGGUGCUCCCACGCUUUGUGCAGAGUGGCGCCUAUGUGAAUCGUGAAGAGCUCACUAAGUCGCUGGGAGGCUAUCCUAUCGAGCUUCUGACCAUCACCGAGCGGUCAAAUCGCUCGGCGCAGCGCCUGCCGCUACUGCCGGAGCUCAGCUUGGAUGAGCAGGAUCGUCCUUGGAUAUUCCCUGGGCGGCGACCGAUUUUCAUCAGCGCCAGGGUUCAUCCUGGGGAGACUCCAGCCAGUUAUAUGCUGGAAGGUCUUUUAGACUUCCUCUCGUCCUCCUGUGCAGCGGCCAAAGAAUUGCUGCGGCGCUAUGUCUUUUUCGUGAUCCCGGUGCUGAACCCCGACGGGGUUGCCCAGGGACACCAUCGUUUGGACCUUCGCGGGGAGAACCUGAAUCGGGUCUAUGGCAAAGCGACCCUGGAGCACCAUCCUUCAAUUUUCGCGGCUGAACAAGCCUGCCUGAAUGUGCACCAGAAUCAGGGUGGCCUACGUUUGUAUCUUGAUCUGCAUGCGCACAGCAAUCGCCGUGGUGGCUUCUUGCUGGGCGACACCACUGCCGCAGAAGCGCGACUCUAUGGUUGGGCUUUGGGGAGGCAUUGUGGCAUUUUUGAGUAUGCCCAGAGCGAUUUUUCCGAAUCCAAGCGCGGCACUGGGAAAUCGGCGAUGGUCAAGCUGAGCUUUGUCGGAUGGGCUGAAGAACUGGAAGACAAACGUUUGUUGGCUCUUCUCGAGUUGGACUUCUUAGCCAAGCCCAGGCGUAGCCUUUGCCCGUCCUUGCCAGCCUUCCACGCCCGGUACCGGGAAGGGCUCUGGGCGCUGCGGCAACUGGAGGGGCGGCAAAGCGCCCGAGCCGAAGGAGAUGCCUCCCUGCCCCACACAGCGGACGCCGCGGCGUAUGGCGCCAUGGAGUAUUGGCUCGGGCUCCUGUGUGCAGCCUCCGCUGCCGUGGCGUAUGGCGUGCAGUACGCGCCGGUCAAGAAGUACGAGAUCUACGAUGGCAUUACCUUCCAAUGGUUCAUGUGUGCUGGGAUUUUGAUGGUGGGAUUUUUAUCUUCCAUCGUUUUUGGCGACUUUGGAAUGAAGGACAAUGAGUGCCUUCUGAUCGUCUUUGGUGGUGCACUUUGGGCCUUGUCCAACUAUUUGGUCUUGCCCCUUGUGAAGCUCCUCGGAAUUGGCUUGGGGUUCUCCUUGUACCACUUCGUGAACCUGAUGGUGGGCUAUGUGGUGGGCCGCUUUGGUUUCUUUCAGAUGGAGCGUUUGAAAGGCGAUCUCAUGGUUUGCGACUUGGGUUGUUCUUUGAUAUUGAUUUCCUUCGUCGUCAUGGUCUUCGUGGAAGGUGAUUCCCAGCGUCCACGAUCUCAGCGAGUGACAAUCCUGGAGUUGCCACCAGCCAUCUUUCCCAUCGACCACCACUAUCGGGAGAUGUAUCAACGGUGGCGACAAGGAGAGGCUCGUGGUGCACGCGACCUGCCUGAGUCCUUCGUCAUAGAAACAGCCAUGGCAGUGCGCUCCACCAUGUUUGCUCAUGCCGCACUGGAGAGUGGUAGCAACUUGAAGUCGGUGGGUGGCUUCGGUGUGGUCGCCACGCAAGAGGAGCUGCCGUUGGAAGGCCAGAACUUGGUGAGGCCAGAGACCUUGCGACCAUCUCACUCGCCGAUAGUGCGAAGUAACAGCGAGCCGAGCCUGUCUGCUGCCCGGAACUCGACGCCCAGUGUGAGUUCUACAGGGAAGGCCUUGGGCAUCGUGCUGGCGCUUUUCGCUGGAAGUCUCGCGGGAGUUCAGAGUGUUCCUGCAACUUUGUACAAUCAGCGACAUCCAGAGGCUCGUCCGACGGUGGUUGUCUUCCCGCAAUGCCUUGGGAUUUACAUUUGUUCAAGCUUUAUUUACCUCUUGUACGCUGCUGUGGCGCGUGCAUCUGGUUGGUCAAUACCGCAUUCGGCAAUCCGACCACCUUACUUUAGUGGCUGCAUAUGGGCCAUUGGCUUCUCGUUCAUGAUCGUCGGUAUCUCGAUCCUGGGCUUCUCGAUUGGUUAUACCCUGGAUGCCGUGGGACCUAUUGUGGUUGCCAGCAUGCUUUCAAUAUUUGUGUUCAAAGAGAUGACUCAAGGAAAGCAACUGAUGCUGUACUGGGGCUCCUUCACCUUGCAACUGGCCGGUGUGCUCCUGAUGACUUUCUUCAGUGAGCACAAGUAGCGACGGCGAUGCUCAGUGAUUGGCUUAGGGACACAGGUAACUGCUUGCAACACGCAGAUUAACGCUGACAUACGCUUUCAUUGUAAGCC
This is a messenger RNA of Durusdinium trenchii, 2849 nucleotides long. NCBI's taxonomy places the organism in Eukaryota, Dinophyceae, Suessiales, Symbiodiniaceae. The record is from the annotation of a GenBank genome assembly.